ACAGAGAUCACAAUGGAAAAGCCUUUUCCUCUCCUGGCUCACCCCUACCGGUCGCCGACUCGAGGCUCUUGUGCCUACGAGAUGGGUGACACGGCAGCCAGAAACGCCAUCAUUUUCAUUGGCGGCCUGAAAGAUGGCCCUCAUACCACGGGGUACAUCCGAACCGUGGCCAGAGAGCUGGAGAAGCUGCCCGAGUUGAGCUAUUCCGUGUUUGAGAUACGGAUGAGGAGUUCCUUUGACGGAUUCGGAACUGCUCGCCUGGCAGAUGAUAUUCAAGACAUUGCGGCCCUUGUCAAGUACUUGCGGUCCCUUCACCGAGAGAAGAUUAUCCUGUUUGGUCAUUCAACAGGGUGCCAGGACUGCAUGGAGUAUGUCAAUUACCCAAGGUACUCCAACCCGGUGGUGGAUGGCUUCAUUCUUCAGGCUCCCGUUUCGGAUAGAGAGGGCGCGGAGCUGCUAUUCCCCGACUACAAAUCCAAGGUCGAUUAUGCGGCCAAGAUGAUUGCCGAAGGGAGGGGAGACGAUUUCCUUCCCAGAGAGCAGUCAUUUGCCAUGUUGGGCGCACCAGUAACGGCGCAGAGGUUCUACGACCUCUAUGCCAAAGGCGGUGCCGAUGACUAUUUCUCGUCCGACCUGGACCUCCCAACCCUCAGCAAGUUCUGGGCUCGGUUCAACAAGCCUGUGCUUGUGCUACACUCGGAAAAUGACGAGUUUGUUCCGCCCACCGUGGACCAGAAGCGGAUGAACAACCUGUACAAGACGUUGAACACGCACGUCAGUCCAUUGUCUGGCAUCAUACCCGGGACGGGGCAUACUGUCUUGGAGGAAGAGGCGAGACAAUGGCUGGCGGAGAGGGUUAUUCAGUUUUUGAAAAGACCGUUUCAGUCAAUACCGGUGUAGCCACUGUAUAUCGUCAUCUGCGGAGGAUUGGUGGAGUUGCUAUCAACGUGCAGCGGUGGAGACGU
Messenger RNA from Trichoderma reesei QM6a, 965 nucleotides. RefSeq lists its product as uncharacterized. The coding region runs from base 13 to 900 and encodes 295 amino acids. Lineage: Eukaryota; Fungi; Ascomycota; Sordariomycetes; Hypocreales; Hypocreaceae. The record is from RefSeq and is a predicted model, not a curated record. The transcript is spliced from 3 exons.